GACGACAGGGGAGCCGAGAGCGGCAAGCCACUGGACGCUAGCUGCUAGUCCCAUCCUCCGCUCGCUAGCUACCUCUCCGUGCGGCGGGAUGAAGCAGCCGGCGGCGAGCCCGGGGCGCGCGGAGAAGCCGCCGCAGCAGCAGCAGCUGCCGGCGCCGCCGGGGCUGGCGCGGCUGCUGCUCAGCAAGAGCCGGCGCGGGGCGCGGUCGCGCCGCGCGCCGGCCACGUCGCCCAUGUUCGUGUCCCGGGGCCGGAGCCGCGCGGCGGCGGCGGCGGACGGGGAGCCCUCGUCGCCCAAGGUCACCUGCAUUGGCCAGGUGCGGAUGCGCAAGGGGAAGAAGGGCAACAAGAAGGGGCCCCCGGCGCCGCCGCUACCGCCGGCCAAGGAGGAGAAGGCCAGGGGCUACUGCCGGUGCCUCAAGAAGGCGUUCCUCUGCGGCGGGCUGUUCGACUUCGACCGGACGCGCCGGCGCAAGGGGCCUGCGCCGGAGGCGGAGCGGACCCGCCGGUCGCCGUGGGUGUUCAGCAGCAGGGACGUGGCCGUCGCCGCCGCGCCCAAGCCGCCGGAUCCGGCCAGCGACCGCGCCGAGGAGGAGGGGGAGGAGGACGACAAGUCGGUGGGGGCCUUCGGCUCGGUGGAGAGAGACGAGAAGGCGGACGAGCCGGGGACCGACAGCGGUGGCACGGAGGAGGAAGGGUGCGAGGAGGGGGAGGCGGCGGAGCUCGUGUCGUCAGGGACCACCACGCCGCCCAAGAACGCUCUGCUCCUCAUGCGCUGCCGCUCCGCGCCGCAGAACCGCUCGUCCCCGCUCACCUCCAGGUUCGCCGCCGGCGCCGCGCCGUCGCCGGUCCAGGAAGCGGCCGAUUACGCGGUGGAGUCGAUCGCCGCGACACCACCACGGGCGUCGCCCUCCCCGCGCAAGCCGGAGAUGCUAUCACCUUGGGCGUCUCCGUCUCCACGCAAGCCGGACAUGCUAUCACCUUGGGCGUCUCCGUCUCCACGCAAGCCGGACAUGCUGUCACCUUGGGCGUCUCCCUCCCGUCGCAAGCUGGACAUGUUGCAGUCACCACGGGCGUCGCCAUCUCCCCGCAAGCCGGACAUGGUGGCGGUGGAAGGCAACGACGAGAAGCGGCAAAAAAUGGCAGUAUCCACGCAGGAAGACGAGGAAAAGAUGCUCGAACAAAAGCACGAAGCCGACGACGACGAAGCGGAAGAGAUGAGGUGCUCGUCGGCGCGGCCGCUGGUGCUGCAGAGGUGCAAGUCAGAGCCGGCGACGACCGCGGCGGCGAAGAUGGCGGCCGGUGCGGGGGCCGAGGGGGCGCCGUCCGGCUGCUUCUGGGCCAACGGCGGGAGCAGCGGCCGGCGGAGGCACGCGCCGCAGAUGUCGCCGGCGGCCGCCGCUCCGGUGGCUUUGACCGGUCACUGAGUGAGUAGGUGGGGACCCCUAGCUGUCUCCCGUAUACUAGUAGUAUUUUCCUUUUGUUGCUGUCGCUGUCGAUUAAAUCUAGCACGGUAAAGCUGUAAUUCCCCCAUUCUCCGUCCAUCCAUGCCCUGUAAAAAGAUUUACGUACCUAGUCACGCUGUAAAUCUUCUCCUGCUGCCACUAGCACUGCCACUACUGCUUGUUUAUCUA
Messenger RNA from Aegilops tauschii subsp. strangulata, 1633 nucleotides. RefSeq lists its product as uncharacterized. The record is from RefSeq and is a predicted model, not a curated record. Lineage: Eukaryota; Viridiplantae; Streptophyta; Magnoliopsida; Poales; Poaceae.